GUCCUAUAAGCCCCCAUCGGUGAAAGAGGGUGGGGGAGUAUAGAACUUUAGAAGUACGUAUUUACACACGCACACAACUGAAGUGUGCAGUAGGUUAAUCGGUUAUCUGUUGCUGUCACCUAGUCCUAAGUCCGACGCGUCCGAUUAUAAACGGCCCGACCGUCUGUUUCUGACUCGUGAGUGCGUACGUGAAUUGCCACAAGGAUGAUGGGGAAAUUAGCAGGUCGCACUGUGUUCAUAACAGGAGCCAGUCGAGGUAUUGGGAAAGCCAUAGCUCUGCGUGCUGCCCAAGACGGGGCAAAUGUUGUGAUUGCUGCUAAAACUGCCGAGCCACAUCCCAAGCUCCCUGGAACUAUUUAUACAGCUGCCAAGGAAGUUGAAGCUGCUGGUGGGAAAUGCCUUCCGUGUAUAGUUGAUGUGAGGGAGGAAAAGCAGGUAGCUGCAGCUGUUGAGGCUGCUGUGAAGACUUUUGGAGGCAUUGAUAUACUUGUAAACAAUGCCAGUGCUAUAUCCCUUACGGGCACUUUGGAGACGGAAAUGAAAAGAUAUGAUCUUAUGCAGAAUAUUAACACACGAGGAACCUUUUUGGUGUCCAAGAUUUGCUUACCUUACUUAAAAAAGAGCUCAAAUCCUCACAUUCUGAAUCUUAGUCCUCCCCUGAACAUGUCAAAAUUCUGGUUCAAAAACCAUGUUGCCUAUACUAUGGCGAAGUAUGGCAUGUCUAUGUGUGUCCUUGGAAUGGCAGAAGAAUUUGCUGCUGAUGGCAUUGCUGUUAAUGCCCUGUGGCCUAGAACUGCGAUACACACAGCAGCAAUUGAAAUGCUAACAGGACCAGACUCAGCUCGAGUCUCUCGUAAGCCUGAAAUCAUGUCUGAUGCUGCUUAUUACAUCUUGACCAAACCGUCUAGGUCAUGCUCUGGCAAUUUUUUCAUUGAUGAUGAGGUCUUAAAGGCUGAAGGCAUAACUGAUCUGACAAAGUAUGCCUGUGAUCCAAGCUAUGCCGAUAAGUUGAUGCCUGACUUCUUCCUUGAUGAUGAAAUAACUCCAAAUGCACCUGUUGCGAAAGGAGGAGCAUCUAGCAUUGCAAAUAUUUUUGUCAAUAUUCAAAAGCAAAUUAGUCCUGACCUAGUUAAAAAGGUGCAAGGUGUAUACCUGUUUCAAGUCACAGGAGCCGAAGAAGGGCUGUGGCAUCUCGACCUCAAGAAUGGAAAUGGAUCAACAGGGAAAGGUAAACCCGAGGCAACACCUGACUGCACACUAUCAAUGGACUCAAAGAAUUUCUUUGAUAUGUUUUCAGGAAAAUUGAAACCAUCAGCUGCUUUUAUGACAGGAAAGCUGAAAAUAACCGGCAAUUUGCAAACUGCAAUGAAAUUAGAAAAGCUUAUGAGCUCCUUAAAAUCAAAAAUGUAAAUGGUCAAGAUCCCAAUUUUUGUGUGUUGAAAUUGAGUUAUUCUCAAAAGUGUGGAUAUGCGAUUAAUCUACCGGUAUCAGUAUUUUUCACAAAUAUUUUUUUCACCGGGAAAUGUAUUUACAAUGUAUGAAAGUAUACCAUAUCUUCAAUAUGUUUGUGCAUAAGGUAGAUAAAAUGAACUCUUUAUAACAUCCUAAUAUUUUCGAGAUCAGAGAAACUAUUUUAACCGCCUGGUAAAGAGUUUUAUUUUAUAAGUUUUAUACUUUAUUACAAAUUUUUCAAAUAUAAAUUUAUACAUGUUAA
This is a messenger RNA of Thrips palmi, 1714 nucleotides long. Its product is annotated as hydroxysteroid dehydrogenase-like protein 2. Gene Ontology annotation, cellular component: mitochondrion. The record is from RefSeq and is a predicted model, not a curated record. The coding region runs from base 205 to 1410 and encodes 401 amino acids. The transcript is spliced from 9 exons. Lineage: Eukaryota; Metazoa; Arthropoda; Insecta; Thysanoptera; Thripidae.